This is a messenger RNA of Tympanuchus pallidicinctus (lesser prairie-chicken), 5409 nucleotides long. It is a transcript of the gene DISP3, whose product is annotated as dispatched RND transporter family member 3. Bases 1223 to 5284 code for a protein of 1353 amino acids. Lineage: Eukaryota; Metazoa; Chordata; Aves; Galliformes; Phasianidae. The transcript has 28 exons. Gene Ontology annotation, cellular component: membrane. The record is from RefSeq and is a predicted model, not a curated record.
UUCCGCGCGCAUGCGUGGUAUCGCAUGGAGGACCUAAUACUAUAGAGCCUGGCAGCGCAGAGCGGCUUAAAAAGGAGCAACUCGUCUUGCGGGAGAUGCGGUGGGGCGCGCAGAUCUCACACAGCGCUGCGCCGAUGGCGGGGCUGCUGGGAGAUUCCAACCGGUGCGUUCCCGCGGCUCGGUAGGGAGUGCCAAAUGGGAGUGACGGAUAGGUGGGAGAGAAACAACGAGAGCUGAAGGAAGGGAGUUAUUGCACUGAGUUGCCAAAUUGUGACAGCCAGCCGUCAUCAGCCAUGAAGUACUUCGGAGUCAAUCCAAAUGUUCUCUCCAAACAUCGUCAUGGAAGAAGCAGCAUUUUGUGGAAUCACAGCUUGUACAUUUUUGUCCUUAUACAACUCUGUGAAAUGUGACAGUGCCAAGAAGUUGCAUCUGGUUUAUACCAAGGAAGCUAAAGAGGUGGCUUGAUCACUGCCUUCAAGUACAAGGGGGGCUGUCUGUUGCUAAUAUUUGGUGCUGCAGAUUGGCAGGUGGGGUGAUAUGAAAGGGGAUGCUCAGCAGCCCUACCCAGCCACAGCUAGAGGAGUCAAAACAGAACAGCUCCAGAAGCCAACUGCUCUAUGGUCUUAUCCACUGAGACGUGCCACAGUCAGCUUGUUCUCCCUCUGGCCCAGAUCUGCUGCAAAUGGAACCGUGUGGAAUGCAGCCUAAAUCCCACUGGAGCAAUUGGGAUGCAGAUGGCAAGGAAAGCUGAAGGGCAUUUGGAUACAUGCUGUCCCAUGGAUGUCUAAAUGGGAGAGAGGGUCUUCUAGAAGCAUGUAAAGGACUCUCGAGGAGACAAGCAUUGGGAAAAAACUGUGUCAGAACAUCUGAAAUGCCUCCUUCAUCAUCCCAGCUUUGGGAGCACUUACUUAACCUAUAUCAGCAUGACUCAAAACAACAUCAGUGUUUGUCUCUGGAGUGAAAAGGAAUAAUGUGCUUUGUUCUGCUGCUUCCUAUUCAAAGAGAUGUCACCAUGAUGAAGCCCUUGAUGGAUUCCUGGAUGAGUCCCACAUGGUGGUGAUGGAUUGCUGCUCUGUGCUGCUGCACGCUCCAGCUGUCUCCAUGGUUCAGUCUGCUGGAGUGACAGAGCCCAUAAAUCACUCUGGAAGAGGAAUUGCACUGGGAAGGAGAAGUUGCUGUAGAGGUGAAAGGUUCUGCAACUGACUGGAAAAGGAGGAGAACAAUGUGCAAAAGAACCUGCAGAUAUCCCAGUGGAUUUCAGGUGCUGGACAUGGACACAGAGGAUGACCCCUUGUUGCAGGACGCCUGGCUGGAUGAGGAGGACGAAGAGGUUGCCUUCAGCUCAAGGAAGAGGCGGGAGGGUGCUCUGUUGUGUGGCAAAAGCUCCUGCAGGGUCAGGCCUCUGCGUGUCACGCUGCCAGUCAGUGGCUUCUGGAAUAUCGUAGGCUGGAUAUUUACCAACCCAUACUGUGCUGGCUUCAUCCUUUUCCUGGGCUGUGCCAUCCCUGCUGUGCUCGCUGUUGUCAUGUUCCUCCACUACCCAGCGCUGGACAUUGAUAUCUCCUACAACGCCUUUGAGAUCCGUAACCACGAGUCCUCGCAGCGCUUCGACGCGCUCGCCUUGGCCCUCAAGUCCCAGUUUGGGUCGUGGGGGAGGAACCGCCGUGACCUGGCUGACUUCACCUCCGAAACCCUGCAGAGGCUCAUCUUUGAGCAGCUCCAACAGCUGCACCUCAACGCUUCCCACCUGCAGGUCAGCACGCGGGCCAAGCGCAGCGCCCCGCAGGGCAGGACUCGCUCCCUUGAGCCCCGUGCCCACCCACACCCAGGCAACGAGACGUCCCGUGUCACGAGGGGAGCCCCACGCUGGGACUACUCCAACACUUACAUCAGUGCCAACACGCAGGCGCACGCGCAUUGGCGCAUUGAGCUCAUCUUUCUGGCCCGGGGGGACUCUGAGAACAACAUCUUCACCACGGAGCGUCUGGUUACCAUCCAUGAGGUUGAACGGAAGAUCAUGGAUCACCCUCGCUUCCGGGAGUUCUGCUGGAAGCCCCACGAGGUCCUGAAGGACCUGCCCUUGGGCUCCUACUCCUACUGUUCCCCUCCCAGCUCCCUCAUGACUUACUUCUUUCCCACGGAGAGAGGAGGGAAGAUUUACUACGAUGGUAUGGGACAAGACCUUGCUGAUAUCCAAGGGUCCUUGGAGCUGGCCAUGACCCACCCCGAGUUCUACUGGUAUGUAGAUGAGGGUUUGUCUGCUGAGAACAAGAAGAGCUCCCUGCUGCGGAGCGAGAUCCUCUUUGGGGCACCACUGCCCAACUACUACUCAGUGGAGGAUCGCUGGGAGGAGCAGCGCCACAAGUUCCAGAACUUUGUUGUCACCUACGUGGCCAUGCUGGCCAAGCAGUCCACGAGCAAAGUCCAGGUGCUGUAUGGAGGGACGGAUUUGUUUGACUAUGAAGUGAGGAGGACAUUCAACAAUGACAUGUUGCUGGCCUUCAUCAGCAGUAGCUGCAUAGCUGUCCUGGUUUACAUCCUUACCUCCUGCUCAGUGUUCCUGUCAUUCUUUGGCAUCGCCAGUAUUGGACUGAGCUGUCUGGUGGCUCUGUUCCUGUACCACGUCGUUUUUGGGAUCCAGUACUUGGGCAUACUCAAUGGUGUGGCUGCCUUUGUCAUUGUGGGGAUUGGGGUUGAUGAUGUCUUUGUGUUCAUCAACACCUACCGCCAAGCCACCCACCUCAAAGACCUGCGGCUGCGCAUGAUCCACACAAUCCAGACAGCAGGGAAGGCCACCUUCUUCACUUCCCUGACCACAGCUGCAGCUUAUGCUGCCAACAUCUUCUCUCAGAUCCCAGCUGUGCAUGACUUUGGACUCUUCAUGUCGCUGAUUGUGUCCUGCUGCUGGGUGGCUGUGCUCUUUACCAUGCCAGCUGCUCUUGGAAUAUGGACUCUUUAUGUGUCCCCACUAGAGAGCUCCUGCCAAACCAGCUGCAGUCAGAAGUGCACCAAGAAGAGGGCUUUGCACCUGGCUGAGGAUCUCUUCGUUGCCUCAGAGGGCGCCUCCAGAGCAGGCCGAGAGACGCUGCCCUACCUCGAUGAUGACAUCCCACUGCUCAGCGUGGAGGAGGAGCCUGUCUCCCUGGAAAUGGGGGAUGUUCCCUUGGUAUCUGUGAUGCCAGAAAAUCUGCAGCUGCCUGUGGAGAAGAGCAACCGAGGUCAUCUGAUAGCUCAUCUCCAGGAGCUUCUGGAGCACUGGGUGCUGUGGUCUGCAGUGAAGAGCAGAUGGGUGAUUGUGGGGCUCUUUCUCCUCGUUUUGCUCCUGUCCAUAUUCUUUGCCAGUCGCCUCCGCCCAGCUAGCCGUGCUCCAGUCCUGUUCCGGCCAGACACCAACAUCCAGGUGCUGCUAGACCUGAAAUACAACCUGAGUGCUGAAGGCAUCUCCUGCAUUACCUGCUCAGGUUUGUUUCAGGAAAAGCCCCACAGUUUGCAGAACAACUUCCGAACAUCCUUGGAGAAAAAGAAGAGAGGCUCUGGCUCACCCUGGGGAAGUAAAGGGAGCAUAACUGAUACAGGGCAGCAAGAUCUGCAGGGGACUGUGUAUAUCUCCAAGUCCAGAAGCAAAGGAAGGCCAGCCAUCUACAGAUUCUCUCUCAAUGCCAGCAUCCCUGCCCCCUGGCAGAUGGUGUCACCGGGAGAUGGAGAGGUGCCUUCAUUCCAGGUGUAUAGAGUGCCUUUCGGUAACUUCACCAGGAAGCUGACAGCUUGUGUGUCCACAGUAGGGCUGCUUAAGCAGACGAGCCCCAGGAAGUGGAUGAUGACUACCUUGUCCUGUGAUAGCAAGAGAGGCUGGAAGUUCGACUUCAGUUUCUACGUGGCCGCCAAGGAGCAGCAGCGAACACGGAAGCUGUAUUUUGCCCAAUCACACAAGCCUCCUUACCAUGGCCGAGUGUGUGUGGCACCUCCUGGUUGUCUCCUCAGCUCCAGCCCAGAUGGACCCACCAAAGGCAUCCUUUAUGUUCCCAGUGACAAAGCACCCAAAGCAAGGCUCUCGGCGACUUCUGGGUUUAAUCCUUGCAUGAACACGGGCUGCGGGAAGCCAGCAGUGCGACCACUGGUGGACACGGGCGCCAUGGUGUUCGUCGUCUUUGGCAUCCGAGGGGUGAAUCGUACCAAGCACUCGGACAACCACGUCAUCGCAGACAUGGGCAGCGUUAUCUACGAUGACAGCUUCGACCUCUUCAAAGAGAUUGGCAACCUGUGUCGCCUCUGCAAAGCCAUCGCCAGCAACACCGAGCUUGUGAAGCCAGGAGGGGCUCAGUGCCUGCCCUCGGGUUAUAGCAUCUCCUCCUUUCUGCAGAUGUUGCACCCUGAGUGCAAGAACAUCCCUGAGCCGAACCUGCUGCCUGGACAGCUCUCUCACGGGGCAGUGGGAGUGAAGGAUGGGAAGGUGCAGUGGAUCUCCAUGGCAUUUGAAUCAACAACCUACAAAGGGAAAUCUUCCUUCCAGACGUAUGCUGAUUAUCUGAAAUGGGAGACAUUCCUGCAGCAGCAACUCCAGCUCUUCCCAGAGGGUUCUGCUCUCCGUCAUGGUUUCCAGACCUGUGAGCACUGGAAGCAGAUCUUCAUGGAGAUAAUAGGAGUGCAGAGUGCCCUGUAUGGUCUCAUCCUUUCGCUGGUUAUUUGUGUGGCUGCAGUGGCAGUGUUCACCACUCACAUCCUCCUCCUGCUGCCAGUGCUGCUCAGCAUUUUAGGUGUGGUCUGCCUGGUGGUGACCAUCAUGUACUGGUCUGGCUGGGAAAUGGGGGCUGUGGAAGCCAUUUCUCUGUCCAUCCUCGUUGGCUCUUCUGUCGAUUACUGCGUGCAUUUGGUGGAGGGCUACCUGCUGGCAGGGGAAAACCUGCCACUGCACCACGCAGAGGACCCCACAGCCUGCCGCCAGUGGAGGACGAUUGAAGCUAUCCGUCACGUGGGCGUAGCAAUCGUCUCGAGUGCUGUCACCACCGUGAUUGCCACCGUCCCGCUCUUCUUCUGCAUCAUUGCCCCUUUCGCCAAGUUUGGGAAGAUCGUGGCCCUCAACACGGCAGUCUCCAUCCUGUACACGCUGACUGUGAGCACAGCCCUGCUGAGCAUCAUGGGGCCCGGCACCUUCACCCGGAGCAGGACUUCCUGCCUCAAGGCUGUGGCAGGGGUGCUUCUCGCUGGCCUGCUGGGUCUAUGCAUCUGCCUUGCCCUGCUAAAGGGUGGAUUUAAGAUCCCUCUCCCUAAUGGGACAGCCCUGUAGACCUCACACCGAGAGCCACACGAUCUGUCCUCUUGCUCCCUUUUCUUUUUUUCUUUCUUUUUUUUUUUAAAGGAUAUUUUUUGUAAGAAAAAAAAAGAGGAAAAAAAAUCCUGUUUUUUCCAGAA